CCUGGUUCAUGUCUUCCUAUACAAAUACCAUCAAAGCACCUGAUAAGAUUACAGGCGACAUAAAGAUAUAGAACUACAAAACCCAGAAUGACCUGAGUGCAGUAUUAUCAAUGUGAAGAACUGUAGCGCCAUCAAGUGUUCUAUGCUGGUAUAUCAUCAACAAGUCAUAAGAUGUAUAUGCGGGUAGAAAGUCGCACCGGGACCUUCCUACAUCUAAAGAGGAACCCCAGCAUACGCUCCUGGUCGCUAUUAGUCGGAAUCGCCUCGGUCGGCCUGGCCGCAGCCUAUUACAGUACAGAUUCCUGGGCGUGGAAACUGUUUUACGUGGCCGGUUGCCUGUUUGUGGCUUUGCAGAAUCUUGAAGAUUGGGAGGAAGCCAUAUUUGAUAAGAAGGCAGGGAAAGCCGUCCUGAAGACCUACAGUCUGUACAAGAAAGUCCUUACGCUGUGCAAAGGAGGCCAAGAGCAAGUGGUGGUUCUGAUCAAAGAGAUCCGGGACGUGAACGUUGAGGAGGAGAAGGUACGAUAUUUCGGGAAGGGCUAUCUCAUCGUCCUACGUCUACUGACGGGUAUCUCCCACCCUCUUACACAGAGUGCGGUACUAGGAGGUAGAAGUGACGUGGAAGCCGUGGCAAAACUUUUGACCACAUUCUUGGACCUUGACAUGGCGGGAUUUCACUCCAGAAUCCAGGAGGAAAGCAGCGACAGUGAAGAGACUCUAGAUCAGGAUGAUAAAUGAGUUACCACCAUCAUAUUCCAUUGGUGGUCAUGACAACCAAAGCAAAAUGUUAGGAAUUUUUUUAUUUUAUUGUAUUUUAGUCUUGAACUAUCCUUAGAGCUAAGUCUUCUGUGCCUUGAAGGGUGAUAAGUCGUCACCUCCAAUUAUUUCCUAUUUAUUGCAUAAGUUUACCAAAUCAACCUAUGGUUCAGUGUUAUUUGUCCACUACGGGGCAUUUUGUCAAACCUCUUACUCUGGAUAUACUCCAAGCUAACACUCCCUGUUCCUCCCCCCCAAAAAAAGUGUUUGUCUUUUUUAUAACUUACAAAAGAAAUAUUGCAAAGUUUUAUGGUACUUGGAAAAAUAGCUUUUCUUUGUUUGUUUGUCUCCCUCCCCCCUCCCCAUAGAUAUAGUGACAUUCUUCUUCAUGGACUUUUUUCUGGUAUUGCAGUUUGGACUAAAGAUUCCUACAAUAUCAGAAUGCUUUUCGAAUCCCGGACGAGCCCCCAAAACUUGCUUCAAUUGUCUGUAUGUUAACACAGUAUAUAAAGAAAGCGAUGCUGUAUAAUAUUGACUCACGAGAAAAGUGUGGGGUCCACGUCUACAAGGUGGAGAAUUUGCAUUUUUGAGGGGUUUGACUUAAAGAUCCCAGGAUUAUGUGGUUAACUGUGGGUGUGGUACAUUUUUUGCUAGUUAUGAAGAGCUUACGGUCAGGUUUUUGGGUGCUACCUACAACAGGUUGCAGUAUAUGAGGGGUGCAGCUUUCUUUAAAGGUUUAAAGAUUUCAGUUGUUGUUUUGCCACAGCUGGAACCACCCUGGUUGGGAAACACUGCUGUAAAGAAAGACUUUCUUGUUGUUUGUAGACCACAACAGCUACUCUAACAGCUUGUUGUGAUGGAUCAGGCAUCUAUGUCAUAGAUAUAGAAGAUACUAGAUAAUGUUGUCUAGAACCUGAUCGUUCAGAUAUACAUGAGUAUCUGUAUUAUAGAUACAAGAGCCGGGCUCCACCCCCGUGGUUCAAGUAACAGUUCAGUGCUGUAUGUACGUGACUAGUAUUUUUUUAUACGGUAAAUAAAAUCUAAAGAUGAUUUUGUGAUGUUU
Molecule: messenger RNA, 1819 nt
Organism: Hyla sarda
Lineage: Eukaryota; Metazoa; Chordata; Amphibia; Anura; Hylidae
Product: cytochrome b-245 chaperone 1 homolog
Exons: 7
Coding region: 172-738 (188 amino acids)
Source: RefSeq, a predicted model, not a curated record